CAAAAAACAAACCGGUUUUAGAGCAGAGUCUCGGACCAGUGCCACCAGAUAAGCUCACCAAGUUACGGCUCUUUGUUCUCACCUCCCAGACAAUUUCAUGGCCACAACUUCUCACUUCACCUUUUCUUUCAUCCUCCCUCGCCUUUCUCCUCCUCGUCAUGAUCACCCCCACCACCUUAACAAGUUAUUGUCAAUUCAAGUUCAAAGUCGACUUUCCCUGAGAACAACAGCCACGAGAGCUCUGGGUAGUGAUUCUUUGGGCGAUUUUGGAGCCAGAGACCCGUUUCCCGCAGAAUUAGAAAGCGGAUUUGCUGAUAAAGUUUUGGGAAAUGUUGACACUGAGCACAAGAUACUUAUUCCAAAUGCUUCUGCUCUUUCUCUUGCUCAACAAGACUGCUCUCCCGUGUCUCCUCUGCAGAAACCUAUGUCCGUAGAUGAUGCACAGAAGUUGUUGAAAAAGGUUAUUGGCUGGAGACUUUUGGAGGAAGAAGGUGGACUUAAACUUCAAUGCUUGUGGAAGUUGAGAGAUUUUAAAUGUGGGGUUGAACUUGUGAAUAGAAUAUACAAGGUUGUAGAAGCUACCGGCCAUUUCCCAAAUCUCCACUUGGAGCAGCCCAAUGAAGUUAGAGCUGAAUUAUGGACUUCUUCCAUUGGAGGCUUGAGCAUGAAUGAUUUCAUUGUAGCUGCCAAAAUAGAUGAAAUUAAAACAUCAGAUUUGGUUCCACGUAAAAGAAUUUGGGCAUAGGUAGACCAUAUUUUCUCUUCCAAGAAGAAAAGCAUGUCUGUCUGCCCUUGAGCCCUCUUUCGGCAAUGACUACAAAGACUCAUGUGCUACAAUUUUUAUGAGAACAAUGUUUUUCAACCCAUUUUUACUCUUUAAAUGGAUGAAUUUAUUUAUUUUAUAUUUGACUCCCUUGUUUCGAACUACUUAUCUUCUUGUUAUGUUUUACUUCACCAGAUGAUUAAUUUUUUACUUUCCAAGUUUAUAGAGAUUUGUUAUCAUCUUGUGCAGAGGGAUAUACACACAGUUGAUGUAAAACUUCAUAGUUCUAUCUGGUUGAAAUUUGAUAUGUCAAUUUGCUUA
This is a messenger RNA of Mangifera indica (mango), 1084 nucleotides long. RefSeq names its product probable pterin-4-alpha-carbinolamine dehydratase, chloroplastic. Gene Ontology annotation, molecular function: 4-alpha-hydroxytetrahydrobiopterin dehydratase activity. Bases 98 to 745 code for a protein of 215 amino acids. Gene Ontology annotation, cellular component: plastid. Lineage: Eukaryota; Viridiplantae; Streptophyta; Magnoliopsida; Sapindales; Anacardiaceae. The record is from RefSeq and is a predicted model, not a curated record. Gene Ontology annotation, biological process: tetrahydrobiopterin biosynthetic process. The transcript is spliced from 3 exons.